Molecule: messenger RNA, 2980 nt
Organism: Fopius arisanus
Lineage: Eukaryota; Metazoa; Arthropoda; Insecta; Hymenoptera; Braconidae
Gene: vap
Product: RAS p21 protein activator vap
Exons: 7
Coding region: 45-2885 (946 amino acids)
Biological process (GO): regulation of GTPase activity
Molecular function (GO): protein binding
Source: RefSeq, a predicted model, not a curated record
GUGGUGAUUUGUUUGUUUGAAUAUUCGUUGGAUCACGGAAUAAGAUGGCUGAAUUUGUACGCGGUGGACCCAGCGUGUCAAACAGUGCAAAGAUUGAUCAUCCAAGCAAAGGUGGCUCGCCAAGUACGGGCAGUGAGGAUGGAGCACCUAAUGAGUCACUCAAUGUCGAGAGCGAGUUUGACCCUUUCUUGGAAAAUAUUCCAGACGAUCCACAGGACACCGAGGAGCCUGACAGUGCAAAUGCAACGUUACUCACUGCACCACCGGAGAUUCAGUGGUAUCAUGGCCGACUGGACAGGUUUACAGCGGAGGAGCGUUUGUGGGAUGCGAGUAAAAUGGGCAGCUAUCUGGUGCGCGAGAGCGAUAGAAAGCCAGGAAGCUACGUACUGUCUUACCUGGGUCGGACAGGAAUCAACCAUUUCCGCAUAACAGCUGUUUGCGGUGACUAUUAUAUCGGUGGUCGCCAGUUCAACAGUCUCUCGGACUUGGUGGCGUACUACACCCACUGCUCGGACCUUUUGAAACGGGAGCGUCUAAUUCAUCCAACGCCACCACCUGAGCCUGUCAACGAUAAAAAAAGAAUUGUCGCUAUUUUGCCGUAUACAAAAAUGCCGGAUACGGAUGAACUGAGUUUCCAGAAAGGCGACAUAUUUUUCGUGCACAACGACAUGGGAGACGGUUGGCUGUGGGUGACCGCCCACAGAACGGGGGAACAGGGUCUCAUAUUUCGUGAGUUGGUAGAGGAUUUGGAUGACUCGAUCGAUCCGAAUACUGUUUUUUCGUGGUUUCAUCCAAAUGUAACGAAGAGCGAGGCUGUUGAUAUGCUGGUGAAGGCAGGCCCUGGAAGCUUCCUGGUGAGACCAUCCGACAACAGCCCUGGGGAUUACUCUCUCUUCUUUCACAUCAAUAAUCAAAUACAGAGAUUUAGAAUUGAAAAGAAAGGGGUGAGGUAUUUGAUGGGGGGAAGAACGUUCGAGUGUCUCGAUGCUGUUAUUAAUCGAUACAGGAAAGAGCAGAUUGUCGAGGGGCACACACUCGUUCAGGCCAUGGUCACUGAGCCCGAUGGCAGUGUCCGAGUCAAUAGGGAGGUGCAGCACGCUGAGAAAAUUUAUGCUACACUCAGGGAGUGUCGUGAACAGUCUGGAGCCAAGAAGAAUAAAGGGAUUAAGAUGCAGGGCUAUCUUGAAAAAAAAUCGGAAAAAAAUAAAAAGUGGAAGGCACUGUAUUUUGUACUACUGGUCGAUGCCACUGAUACUCAUCUCUACCUUUAUGAUAAUCCCAAGAGGACCAAACCUAAGGGACUCAUUGACCUCAGCUGCGCCUAUCUUUACCAGGUACAUGAGAGUGUAUUCGACAGGCCCCACUGCUUUCAACUGGUCGAGCGCGCACUACCCUGUUUGGCGACGAUAACCUAUCUUGCCGCACCAAAUUCUGAGAAUGCUCAAGACUGGAUAAAUGCAUUAAAACCACUUUGUGUAUCACAACUAACACGUGCCCCCAAAGUGGCACGUCUACGUGAGCUGCGAUCAUUGCAUUUGCAUAUCCUCGAUGCACACAGAUUGCCAUACAAAUUGGUACCAAAUCCAUUCAUCAUAGUUGCUUUAAAUAAUGUUAAAGUUGCUCGCACAAAAGUUAAGACUGGAAUGCAUCUGCUCUGGGAUGAAGAAUUUGUCCUGGAAGAUGUGCCUCCUGAUGUAAUGUCAUUCUGUUUGACACUUUACAACAAGGGAAAACGAAGCAAGGACACGGAAGUUGCUGAAGUGUCAGUGGAGCUCGCUAAUUUACCAAAUGGAGAGGAGAUUGAUGAGUGGUAUCCACUGGUGGGUGUCACGCCCAUUGGUGAAUGGGGAGCACUGCGUUUACGUAUACGAUAUCGUCACGACCUUGCAAUGCCUCCAGAGGAGUACAGCCCUCUCCAGCAACUCCUCCUCGAUCCCGAGCUUCAUGUUGUUCGUGCUCUAGCCGAUGUCUGUCAUUUGGAUAGAAUCCCAUUGGCUAAUAGUCUACUGAGAAUAUUUAGACAUGAGAGAAAGGAGGCUGAUCUCCUGCGAUCACUCAAUCAAGCUGAAGUUGACAAAGAGGACGAAACACCUACAUUGUUUCGUGCUGCCAGUCUCACAACUACUCUUAUGGAUCUUUACAUGAAAUCAGUUUGUACGUCAUUCCUCAAAGCUGCCCUACGCGAUACCAUUGUUAAACUCAUCGAGAGUAAACAGAGCUGUGAACUCAAUCCAACGAAAAUGGACUCGCCGGAGGAUGCGUGUAGCAAUGCUGAAUUUUUAUUACAAGUUCUGGAUGAAGUGACUCUCAGCAUUUUUACGAGCCCCGACGCAUGUCCAAAGACCCUGAGAUACAUAUGUGGAUGUUUGCAAAGAGCCGUUGUGUCUAAAUGGCCACACGAGCGUCUUGUGAGAACUCGUGUUGUCAGUGGCUUCAUUUUUCUACGUUUGUUAUGCCCAGCUAUUCUAAACCCCAGAUCCUUCAAUUUAAUUGCUGAACCACCGCCACCAGCCGCUGCCAGAUCUCUCGUCAUGGUCGCAAAGUGUCUUCAAAACUUGGCCAAUUUAGUUGAGUUUGGAGGGAAAGAGCCAUACAUGGAGGUUGUCAAUCCAUUCAUACUGAAGAACAAGGAACGAAUGGUCGUUUUCCUUGAUCAGUUAUCGAAUGUAAUCGAAAAACCGGAGUCUGACGGCACAGAUCUCCGUAACAAAAGUCAGAGCUUUUCAGACACAGCUCGAGAUUUGGCAACACUUCAUCAUAUCUGUGUCUCUCAUUUGCGCGAACUCCAAGUUCUCUCCAAGACUCAACCGACAAUAAAACAACUGGUUACGGUUACUGAAAUGCUGAGUAAACACAAGCAAAAAUACAUGGAGAUGAUACGGUAGUGCGGGGAAGAGUGAAACCACUGAGACAUCAUGCCAAAAUGACGACGAAUUUUUUAAAUCAUAAAAACCCUUCUAAAAGCAAUAAAGAAAAUUCA